ACAAUAUAUCUACCAAGAGCCGCGUCAUUACAAAACAUUCUCCAUCCACAUUCAGUCGCUGAGCGCAAGAAAGCCGAGCGGUCGCGUUCGAAACGUUUGUGUCAAUCUUGUGUGUUUCUUUCAAAUACCAUGGCAUCAUUCAACUACGGAAACAACCCAUAUCCCGGUCAGCCGGGUCAGAUACCGACAUACCGUCCUGAUGUCGCACCGACACCUACCCAAUUGAGCUACCCAAAUCUACAUCCUCAAAACUGCCCCCAAUACCCUCAACCAGGUUUUGUAUACGGGUAUCCACCUAAUAUGGCCUAUCCGUGCGCAACAGCACCGGCACCGUCCGCUGCGCAAGGGAUGCCCAUUUAUCCGUCCGUUCAUCAUGGUAGUUUUACCGCGGGCACACCGACUGUUCAGGCGUUACAUGAACCAAUUAUCGAAUGGAUUCCCACAACGCCUAGAAACGCGGAAUACCUGAGUAAUCGCGCAGUGGUGGCAGGAUACGAGGGUCACGAUGGAAGCCCCCUGUGGAUAAUAAGAGCACCGUUCAAAGGCGAUCUACUCCCAGGCAAGCUGGCGGUCAAACACCACGCCGCUUACGUCGCUUGGGGAGGCAACGAGAACGCCGUGCAGCAAAUUGAGGUCUGCUGCGCUCGUCCCGAGAAAAUUCGAUGGGUUGAAAGCAGAGACGGCAACGUGCCGCCUCAGGCUAUAGCUGGAGGAAAGACGGCUAGUGGAGAGACACUGUACAUCGGCAGGGCAAGGGAACAAGGAUCACUGACACCUGGGAAGAUUCACCCGAGCCACAAAGUAAUGUACAUGUCGUUUGGAGGUCAGGAAAUACCACACAAGAUUUACGAAGUGUUGUGUGCUGUUUAAUAAUUCUCUAUAUUUUUAAGUUCUAACGUUAAUUUGUGUAUCAUUUUUCGUUUAUAAAAUAGCAGUAUUGAACAUAACAUUCCUUUAUUUGUAUAUUAACGUCUGUCAAUAAUUAUCACUAUACCUAAUUAGUGCAAUAAACAAAAUAGUUGUUGAAUAUAUUUAAAUAUAUUGUUUGUAUAAUUUGUUGAAGUAUAAUGCGAAUUAUAAAGUAUGUUGGAAAUAAUUCUGUCCGGUAUUAUUCAACUAGAACGAAUGUGAUAUUCAAUUUAUUUCAUAUUUUUAGUUUAAUUAGAUUUAUAUUACUAGAGAUAAUGUUAUAAAAUAUAAUGAUCUGUCUCAAAACAAAUAUAAUGUUAAUGAGUGUUAUUUUAUUAAUAGAAGUCUGAUUUUUGUUGGUGGUAGGAUAUAUUUCGAAUCCGCCUGACUUGCGGCCACGGUACAUAAAGUGUUAAACCCCUACAGUGGACCACGCAAUUGUGUAGACUACCAGAAGCAACCUGUGUAUAUCCGGUUCAAACAGGCCGGCAUAAUUGUAUCGACUGGCAGGGGUAUAACGUCUCGUCAGUCGACAUUAAUUAGACAUCACUUCGCUUCACAUCAAGUUCAGUGAAGUUACUUUAUCGCGCCUGUAUAACACAAAAAAGAAGGAUCCCUAUUAUGUGAAAAUAGUAUUGUGGUACCAUUGUUAGGAAUUUUUAUUUUGUACUCAUAAUUGUAAGAAAAUAAAUGUUUAUAUAAGAA
This is a messenger RNA of Manduca sexta (tobacco hornworm), 1614 nucleotides long. RefSeq lists its product as uncharacterized. The record is from RefSeq and is a predicted model, not a curated record. The transcript has 5 exons. NCBI's taxonomy places the organism in Eukaryota, Metazoa, Arthropoda, Insecta, Lepidoptera, Sphingidae. Bases 130 to 870 code for a protein of 246 amino acids.